Orcinus orca (killer whale) is the source of this 2976-nucleotide messenger RNA. RefSeq names its product sulfatase modifying factor 1 (gene SUMF1). The record is from RefSeq and is a predicted model, not a curated record. Gene Ontology annotation, cellular component: endoplasmic reticulum. NCBI's taxonomy places the organism in Eukaryota, Metazoa, Chordata, Mammalia, Artiodactyla, Delphinidae. The coding region runs from base 22 to 1128 and encodes 368 amino acids. The transcript is spliced from 9 exons.
UCACAUGGCUAGUGGGAAAACAUGGCUGCGCCCGCGUUAGGGCCGGCUGGAGGACGAGGCGCUGGGCUCGGUCUCGUUCUCUCUUUGCCUCUGCUCUUGCUGCUGGGCCGGGCGGCGGGGGGCGAAGAGGUCGGGGCCGAGGCGGGCGCGGCGUCCCUCGCGGGCUCGUGCGGUUGUGGCACUCCCCAGCGGCCCGGGGCCCAUGGCAGCUCGGCGGCCGCGCACCGAUACUCGCGGGAGGCGAACGCCCCAGGCUCGGUAGCCGGAGAGCGACCGUUCCCGCCCACCAAGAUGGUCCCCAUCCCUGCCGGAGUAUUUACAAUGGGCACAGAUGAUCCUCAGAUAAAGCAGGAUGGGGAAGCACCUGCGAGGAGAGUUGCUAUUGAUGCCUUUUACAUGGAUGCCUAUGAAGUCAGUAAUGCUGAAUUUGAGAAGUUUGUGAACUCAACUGGCUAUUUGACAGAGGCUGAGAAGUUUGGUGACUCCUUUGUCUUUGAAGGCAUGUUGAGUGAGCAAGUGAAGUCUGAUAUCCAGCAGGCAGUGGCAGCUGCUCCCUGGUGGUUACCUGUUAAAGGCGCUAACUGGAGACACCCAGAAGGGCCCGACUCUACUGUCCUGCACAGGCCAGAUCACCCUGUUCUUCAUGUCUCCUGGAACGACGCCGUCGCCUACUGCACAUGGGCCGGGAAGCGGUUGCCCACGGAAGCCGAGUGGGAGUACAGCUGUCGAGGAGGCCUGCAAAAUAGACUCUUCCCCUGGGGCAACAGACUGCAGCCGAAGGGCCAACAUUAUGCCAACAUUUGGCAGGGCGAGUUUCCUGUGACCAACACCGGAGAGGACGGCUUUCGAGGGACUGCGCCUGUUGACGCCUUUCCUCCCAAUGGUUACGGCUUAUACAAUAUAGUAGGGAAUGCCUGGGAGUGGACUUCAGACUGGUGGACCAUUCACCAUUCUGUUGAAGAAACGAUUAUUAACCCAAAAGGCCCCCCUUCUGGCAAAGACCGGGUGAAGAAAGGUGGAUCCUACAUGUGCCAUAAGCAAAUGCAUAACCGUAUUCAGAUGCUGGCAAGGAAUCAUCUUCCCAACACAAGAUCACUAAGACCUGCAGAGAAGCUGCUUUUGUUUUAGUAAGGAAGCAGGUUAACCCAAGGAGGUCAGAUAAGACAGGCAAAGUGAGUUCCUUUAAUUGUGUUGUGUUCAUUAUAAAGUAACAAUUACAAUAAUCUCCACAUGUCUACUGCUUUACUUUGUCAUGUAAAGAUAAGAUGAAGCAUUUUGACAUUAUUCCAUUAAUAGCCCCAUUUUAUCGGAAGAGGGAGCAGAUUCAGAAAGGCUUUGCCUAAGGUUAAAUAGCUAAUGAGUCUUGGAUUUUGCCUUUUCAGGUGAGUAAAUUAGUAAAAUGUUUGUCACAAUUUCCACCUGUGUCAAGCCCAACCUCUUUCUGCCAAGUAGACCACCUUUAAUGUGACUCCAUCCUAUUUAUCCACCCACGUUUCCUGCUUUUUAUCAUUUAUCCUCUCUGUACCACUCAUUGCUUUUGCCUGGAAUUCUCAUUCUCUGAAUCUUUGGGCAGCUCAGCUCUCGCAGCGCCUCAUCAGAGGAGCCUUCCCAGGCCACCUUAUCUAAGUAGCACCUAGUCACGUCUAGUCCUCUCUCCCUAUGUGACUUUCUUCCAAGCUGACCACUGCCAGAAGCACUCUUGAAUUUAUCCGUUUAUUUAUUGUCUGACUACUUAACUCCUUGUUGAAUGUAAGCUUCCCGAUAACGGGUACAUUGUUUUGUUCCGCAUUGCUUCCCUCGUGCCCAGAAUAGCAUCUAGCACGUUGUAAACUCUCAAAUAUUCAAUGAAUAAAUAAACCAUGCUCUGACACUCUCAGGCUGUGGCCUUGCUAUCCUCUUCACUUGCCUGAAUUUUUCCAUUUUUAUGCCUCUGAUGUUAUUGUUUUCUCCACUUAACAUACCUUCUUUCCUUGUUUCUAAGUCCUGUAAAUCAGUGCUACUCAGUUUGUGGUCCAUGAGCCCGUAGCAUUAGCAGUGCCUGUAAGCUGGUUAGAAAUGCAGAUUCUUGGAACCCACACCAGACUUACUGAAUCAGGAUCUCUGGGUUUGUGGCCUAGGAAUAGGUAUUUACAUGAGCUCUCCAGGCUAUUCUUCUGUAUACUCAAGUCGGAAGGCCACUGCCAUAAUCACGUAAAUCCCGCUCUGGCCAAGUUCUGCCUUCAAAAGUCUUUCCUAAAAAAUUAGACAUUUAGUGACCAUUUCCUCCCCUGAAUUAGUAGUAGCCUCAGAAUCUUUUAAUCCUAGCUUGUUUUGUAGCUUUUUGAUGUGUAAUCAUUGUUUCCUCAACCAGCCUGUGAUCUCCAGCGGGACAGUGCGCACAGGAGGCGAUCAGGAAAUGCUUGAUUGUUUUUUGUCAUGUGUGGUCCAGUUAUGGAACAAGAAUGCCCCUGUCUGACUGCCUGCCCCCCUGCCCCAAGCUCGAUUCUUGCUCCAAUGUAGAAUUCACUGCACACACCGAGAGCAUGGGGCCCUGCAUUAUCCACAGGAGCUUGAUUCUAAAAAUACCAAAGCACCUUGCUUCACAGCAGCCCAGUGAGUAGGCCCUACAUGGAACAAAGCUUCUGCCGUGUCUUUCUGCAUGGUCACCUCUAGUCAUUUUAGAGCUUCCAUUGCAUCCCAAUCACAGGUAGUAGCAGAUGCCAUCACGUCUUUCAUUAUUUCAGGCAUAUUUUUUUAUUCAUUUUCCCUCUGCCUGCCUGAAUAUUGGUAAUAGUGUCACAUUCUUCACUGGCCACAGGGAAAAUGAGAAAAUUGGUUGCUACUGUUUUGCUAUCUAUAAAAGACAGAGCACCAUGUGUUUUUUUUUUUUUUUCCAUGGUGGAAGUGCUCCAGAGAAUUCCUUUGUCAGCUCUAGAGAUAAUUUUUAUGAAGAUUAGAAACAUUCAACUUUCGUGAGAGAAAGGAGAAUAAUAAGAA